Acaulospora morrowiae is the source of this 2651-nucleotide messenger RNA. The record is from the annotation of a GenBank genome assembly. Lineage: Eukaryota; Fungi; Glomeromycota; Glomeromycetes; Diversisporales; Acaulosporaceae.
AUGGCACAAUCUUAUGCUGAUGCUGCAAAGAAAAAUGUUCACAAUGAAGAUGAAAACAUGCAUGCCGAUUUGCAACAUAAACAAAUCAAUCCAAAUGGACAUGGAAUUCAUCACGGACUCGACACCGACGAGAAUUUCGAAGCAACCGUGAGUCGCAAGGGUGAUGUCAGUACCGGUCAAAUAAGCAUCAAUCGUUCUUCUGAGAUUGGUGGCUCUUCCACCGACAAAUCGGAAAGCAAACCGAGGUCAACUAACAAGAAACAAACAUCACGUGGAGACGGUAAAGGUGGAAACCGUAAAGGUUCGAAGGGAAAAGUUGCGUUAGGAGUAGCAAUUGACAUUGCCAUCGCCGGAUUGGUGGUGGGCUGGAUAAUUAAGAAGCCAUCGAUUAAUAAAACCCAUGUGGGUUUGAGCACUAUCGGAUUAGGACUUUUCUAUGGAGUUCAAUGGAUGCGCGAGAAUCACGUUUAUUACUCAAGAUUACCAAAAAAGUAUUACUCCAAAGAUACCACUACCUUAAAGCCGUCAGCGAGAAGUAACGUUGGUGACCUCGAAAUUCUGCAUUCCGUUCAAAGCAACCCGAUCAAUAUUGAGGAUAAGACGCAGGAUUACGAGAAUAAACUUGACGCGCAAAAUUAUGUUUCUAAAAGCAGCAGCACUGUGAAGGAUUUUGAAAUAGGGAAGCUGUUAGGUUGUGGAGGGUUCGCAAAUGUCUAUCGGGCUGUAGCACGAAGCGGUAAACUUCAAGGAAGAGAAGUGGCAAUUAAAAUUAUCAGCAAACGAAGACUAAUUGAAAGGAGCAUUCAAGAUGAGAACGAUAUAAAUCAAUUAAAAAAUUACAUAAAAGCCGAAAUUAAAAAUCACAGACAACUCUCCCACCCAUCCAUAUUAGCAUUGUAUGACUCAUUCGAAGAUCGCGAGAAUGUUUAUUUGGUUACUGAAUUCUGUUCUAAAGGAGAAUUGUUCAAAUUCAUCCGUAACCGUAAAGUACCUUUGUGCGAAGCCGAAGCUCGAGGAGUGAUGGUUCAUUUAGUAGAGGGCUUACAAUAUAUGCAUUCACAAGGUAUCAUGCAUAGAGAUCUGAAGUUAUCAAAUAUCCUAUUAACAGAGAAUUAUGAAGUGAAAAUUGCGGAUUUUGGAAUGUCGACAAAUAUCUAUGAGCGGGACGAACAAAAGACAGUUUGUGGAACCCCCAAUUACAUUUCACCGGAAGUUGUAUCUUUACAACCAUAUGGACUUGCUGCCGAUGUAUGGUCGCUUGGGGUGAUGUUUGUCGUUAUGCUUACGGGCCGACCGCCGUUUGAGGAUAAAAAAGUUGAGAAAACAUUGGAAAAAGUUCAAAAGGCGGAAUAUAACCUACCCGAGACUUUGUCAGAAGAGGCACGAAAUCUAAUUGAAAAACUACUGCGAGUGGAUUUUCGACGUCGCCUUCCCCUCCGAUAUAUUUUCAGCCAUCCAUUUUUCAGCCGCCAGUUCUCGAUCAAGCCUUUGCGUGAAUUUUCCCCUCUUGAUAAUAAUGAUGAAUCUAAGUUUAGAACAGACUUAAAAGAAAUUCACGAAAAUAACAACAAACAGGAUUACUUUUCAUCAUCAAUCAAUAACAAAUUAUCAACGAGAUCGAGAUUAAAUACGACUCGUCUAAAACCUCAAAAGCAGAAAACAAAAUAUGCCAACCUUGAAAUUUUGGUAUCCGGUGCGUUAUAUCUGGAUUUCUUUGAUGACCGUUAUCUUAUGACAAUUAGCAGCGAUGGCGAAAAAAUCGACUUGUUUGAGCGUCCCAUUGGAAAAUAUUCUCCGACAAUUCUGGUUAGCCCCGUUAAAACGUUCGCUUUAGACGAGCUGCCGCAAAUGUACCUUAGAAGAUACAAGUUUGCGUUCAAAGUUGUGGAUUUGAUGAAAAGGAAAACACCAAAGAUUAUUUUCUAUUCGCCACAAGCAAAAUGCACCCUUAUGGAAAAUGGUCCAUUUCCUGAUUUUGAAAUGCAAUUUUAUAAUCAAGUCAGCGUUCACAAUUCACUAUCAAAGGGGAUCGUCGAAAUAAAAGUUCCCUCGCCUUCCUCACCAGAUAAUUUAAUUACAUACAACUUGACGGUUGGCAGAAAUGAGGAGUACAACUAUCCGCAUGAACUAUUAUCGAUUAUUCGACAUAUGCAAGAAUGUCUGAAGCAGUGUCUGGACAUUGAGUUAAAUGAAAAGGAAGACCCUAAUACCGUAUACCCGUUAAUUAUAAAGAACCAUCUUUAUGAUGCGAAUGAAGACGAGAAAAUUAUACAGAAUGUAUGUGUAACUAAGGAGAAUGUACCACCCCCACAGAAGACGUUGACUUUAUCUGCAUCGGAAAUGUCAAUUCCCACUGAAGUGAAAUCGUCAACAACAAAUCCUAAUGGAACUCAGAGUGAUUGCGAACAUCCAACAAUUUAUUAUUCACAAUACCUUACAUCCUCACCAUGUUCCAUAUCAACUCAGUCAGGCAUGGUUAAUUUAACGUAUCGGUUUAUUCGUAAUUUAGGAUGGUGUAUAAGGUCACCGGAAGAUAAUUUCACGAUCAUGUUUGAUGAUGGAAUAAGACUUGUUCUGGAGUCUAAAAGUCAAUCUUUAAAAUAUUAUAAUGAAUCUGAUUCGGGAAAGAGCAUGCAUGGGAACGUGGAAAG